GCCGUCCCCGCCGCCGCUGCCCGCCGCCACCGGCCGCCCGCCCGCCCGGCUCCUCCGGCCGCCUCCGCUGCGCUGCGCUGCGCUGCCUGCACCCAGGGCUCGGGAGGGGGCCGCGGAGGAGUCGCCCCCCGCGCCCGGCCCCCGCCCGCCGCGCCCGGGCCCGCGCCAUGGGGCUCUGGCUGUCGCCGCCCCCCGCGCCGCCGGGCUAGGGCGAUGCGGGCGCCCCCGGCGGGCGGCCCCGGCGGGCACCAUGAGCCCUCUGCUCCGCCGCCUGCUGCUCGCCGCACUCCUGCAGCUGGCCCCCGCCCAGGCCCCUGUCUCCCAGCCUGAUGCCCCUGGCCACCAGAGGAAAGUGGUGUCAUGGAUAGAUGUGUAUACUCGCGCUACCUGCCAGCCCCGGGAGGUGGUGGUGCCCUUGACUGUGGAGCUCAUGGGCACCGUGGCCAAACAGCUGGUGCCCAGCUGCGUGACUGUGCAGCGCUGUGGUGGCUGCUGCCCUGACGAUGGCCUGGAGUGUGUGCCCACUGGGCAGCACCAAGUCCGGAUGCAGAUCCUCAUGAUCCGGUACCCGAGCAGUCAGCUGGGGGAGAUGUCCCUGGAAGAACACAGCCAGUGUGAAUGCAGACCUAAAAAAAAGGACAGUGCUGUGAAGCCAGACAGGGCUGCCACUCCCCACCACCGUCCCCAGCCCCGUUCUGUUCCGGGCUGGGACUCUGCCCCCGGAGCACCCUCCCCAGCUGACAUCACCCAUCCCACUCCAGCCCCAGGCCCCUCUGCCCACGCUGCACCCAGCACCACCAGCGCCCUGACCCCCGGACCUGCCGCUGCCGCUGCCGACGCCGCAGCUUCCUCCGUUGCCAAGGGCGGGGCUUAGAGCUCAACCCAGACACCUGCAGGUGCCGGAAGCUGCGAAGGUGACACAUGGCUUUUCAGACUCAGCAGGGUGACUUGCCUCAGAGGCUAUAUCCCAGUGGGGGAACAAAGAGGAGCCUGGUAAAAAACAGCCAAGCCCCCAAGACCUCAGCCCAGGCAGAAGCUGCUCUAGGACCUGGGCCUCUCAGAGGGCUCUUCUGCCAUCCCUUGUCUCCCUGAGGCCAUCAUCAAACAGGACAGAGUUGGAAGAGGAGACUGGGAGGCAGCAAGAGGGGUCACAUACCAGCUCAGGGGAGAAUGGAGUACUGUCUCAGUUUCUAACCACUCUGUGCAAGUAAGCAUCUUACAACUGGCUCUUCCUCCCCUCACUAAGAAGACCCAAACCUCUGCAUAAUGGGAUUUGGGCUUUGGUACAAGAACUGUGACCCCCAACCCUGAUAAAAGAGAUGGAAGGAGCUGUCCCUGCCUGUGUCACUGUUUGUCACUGUCCAGGCUGGCUGGUUUGGGCAUGAAUGUCUGCAUCACUAAAUCCAGAGCUUGUCUUGCUCCCUCAUUGUGCAGAUGGAGGAAAUGAGGACUAAGGCCCCACAGCAGAUCCCAGGCAGGGCCAGAAUUAUGUAUUCAUCACUUUCAAGUUAUUGCCACGCAUGGGAGUCAGGGAUAGCCCAGUCAAUACAGACUGCCUGCCCUCCUGCUCUUCACCAGGGUUCUUUUCUAGAAGGAGACAGCCUUCUGUGGCCAGAGAGCUUGGGGUAGGACCCAGAUCUACUGAGUGACCUUGCUUGUCACUACCCCUGCCUCUCUGAGCAGCAGUUUCCACAUGUGCACAUAGAGGGAACAGAAGAUUGCUGUGGUUGGCGUCCUCGGGCCCCAGAGAAGUUUGAGACUAUCUUUACGUAAUAGAAAAGAACACUUGUUCUUCCUGCCAGGCA
Messenger RNA from Homo sapiens (human), 1805 nucleotides. It is a transcript of the gene VEGFB, whose product is annotated as vascular endothelial growth factor B, transcript variant VEGFB-186. NCBI's taxonomy places the organism in Eukaryota, Metazoa, Chordata, Mammalia, Primates, Hominidae. Gene Ontology annotation, molecular function: growth factor activity; receptor ligand activity. Gene Ontology annotation, biological process: positive regulation of cell population proliferation; positive chemotaxis. The transcript is spliced from 7 exons. The record is from RefSeq and is marked reviewed. The coding region runs from base 251 to 874 and encodes 207 amino acids. Gene Ontology annotation, cellular component: membrane; extracellular region.